GUUUAUAUUUUUUUUAAUUUCUAUUUUUUUUGUGUAAUGUAGACUUUUCUUUGCACAGACAAGCAUUUGGUGACAUAGGAAAGUGUUCACUGGUGGAGAAAGAUGAUCAACUGCUGGGUGGAGAUUUUAACAUUUGUCCACUUCACACUUCUGUGUAUUGAGGCAUGAGGGCCGAGUGUGACCUAGCGUCCACCCUACCCCAGGGUAGUGUCAGAAUUUUAUCAGCCGUGGCUGAGUUUGAUGACAAUUUCGGGAGAUACAAUGUCAUAACUGGUGGACCCCAAACUUCAAUUGGACAAUCACACCUGUAGCCAGAUAGACGAUUCUGGAAUUUGAGUUUAGAAGCAGUGAUGAUAUCGAACUCAAAAGAUGAACGAUCGAUGUUAAGAAUGAAAAUCUUUUAAAAGGACAGGACAAUUAACACGUCAGCUGCGCAAGAAUAUGCUGAAACAAGAUCAUGCAAUUGUAAUGCUCCAAGAAGCACAUCGUUAUCUCGUUAAAAGAAUUAAUCCUACUUAUAUACAUCAAACUUCUAGACCUCAACAGUUUUUGCAAUAGACAGCUUUUUGUUUUCACUUCACUGCCUUAUUUACAUCUUUAAUACCUCAGAAGCAUUGUUCUUUAUUCUGUGUUCAUUAGAAAGUAAUAUGAGUUUUUCUUUGAGAUUUUGACUAUGGCUGACAGUGAUAAGAUGAAAGACACGUAUAGGAGUGUGUGUUACCAUUCCCUGGGACCCUCGACCACCGGGACCAUCACAGACUCAGACAGACAACAGAAACUGAGGCAAAGGAUCCAGGAAAAUCGACUCCGGACCCAAAACGCACUCAAAAGCAGCAGAGAUGUGUUCAAAAAGGAUUCAUCAAAAACGGACAGGGUAGAAUCCAGGAAAGACGUGUGUCUGUCAGCUGGUAGAAGUGCUGAAGAUGAGCAAAAAGAAACUGAAAAACCAAGUGGGUCAGGGGAGAGGUCAUUUACAAGAAUAAGUGGUUCAAAGCAAUGUCAUAAUGAAGUUAGCAAUGAGGACUUUUCUGAAGAAAAGGAUGAUGCAAAAGAUGAGAGAGAAAUGUUCAUAUGUGAUUCAUUAACAAAUGGAAAUGAUGGAACUUUUAUAGAGUCAGGACAGAGGAAUAUGUCUUCAAAAGUUUCCAAAGAACAGAAAGAGAGACUACGAAGGAGAUCAUCUCGAUCAAGAGAAAGGUCUAAAGUGGGCGAGUCUGUUAAACCAGCUCCUAGAGUGACCAGGAGUGUGUCAGAACCAGGACAGAGUACCGAGGCUUCUAUGGGCGUGAUCAGAAGUCUGUCUCAAGGGUCAGAUGGUCAAGAUGGGUCAGAGUUGACAAUGGAGCUCAGGAGUCUCCAGGAAGAGUUGAGAAGGUGCACAGACUUCACAGAGCGCAGAAAAAUCAGAGAUAAAAUUCGGAGCUUAAGAGAGAAAAAGCAGGAAGUAAACAUCUUGGACAUGGGGCGGUGCUCUCCCCCUCAGUGUGGAAGGGAAUGUGACUCAGAGGUGACAGAGAAAAUCCGAAACCUACAGUCCAUCCAGGACAUCCCAGAGCUCAGAAAACUGCUGAAUGAGACCAAUGAUUACGAUGAAAAGAAACAGAUUCGGCUGGCCCUACGACAGCUUAGACAGAGGGAUAAAGAGAGAGAAAACAGCCGAGACGCAGGGCAGGUAGAUCAGAGAAGAAGGAGCCUAGGAUCACCGUCAGCUACAGUCGUACGAGAAAGUGGCGACACGCCGAACCACAGACACGGGAGACGAGCAUUUCAUAAUCGAAUCAGUGAGGAUAAGGUGUCUGAAAGUGAGGCCAGGGUGACAGAGACAUCUAGUGGUAAAGACUCGCGGAGACAAAGUGUUACAUUACCUAUCAGGGGAGACAACUCUCCAAAAAAUCAUAAACUCUCAGAACACAAUAAGAUUAAGUGCAAAAAGAAAACUUCAGAGGAAAUUCUUGUGGACCAUAAACCUCCUAUCAUACCCAACAGAAGAGAUUCUACUCAUAAUAAUCAGGACUCAAAACAUCCUUCAUCAACUCAAAACAAUGAACCAGCAGUGUCUCAAAAUAAUGUGGAAGAAUCAAAAGUAAUAUUAAGUCGGAGUAAUAGUCGCAGCAAUAGUGUAGUGGACACGAUAGUCGGGAAUUCUUCCUCAGCCUGGCUAGAGAAAAAGAAGCGAUCUAGUUCCCUGCCGACAUCAGACCGGUCUCAGUUGAGUACGUUAGACAUGGAGGCAGCGUUUUCUGAACUUCUGAGUGCCGUGGACGAUGAUGUGGACCCCUUAUCUGAUACUGAGCAGGAAAAAGUCCAACCGAAAGAGACAGUAGAGGAGGAGACUUCCAGUGGAGCCAUGCUGAAAGUGAACUUUGACGUCCAGCUUGUGGAACCCGUCCAGCCCACGGGGUCAACCAUCUCAGUUAUUGAGGGUGAUGAUGGGUCUGUGACCGUCCAAAGUGUGACCCAGAGGGAUGAUGGGGGUCGAACCGUGACGGAAAAAACACGGCUCAGACGAACGGAGAGUCACUCACAGGAGGAGGAGAGGGACACGGUCAUAGAAAGCAAGGUCACCUCCCCAGGAGGGUCAGAUAAUUAUGUCAAGGACGUCAUCAAAACUCGCAGAAAGGUCACCUCCAGGGGCUCUGAUUACUUUACAAGGACAGCUUAUAAUAUUCGUAAGAAGACGGACUUUGAAGGGGAAGAAAUUGAGGAAAGAGACUUUACUGUAGAAAGUGAAAAUUUUUCAGCCUCCAAAGGAGAAACCUGGGGUGACAGGGCAGAAGCCAAAGUGCAGGUGUCAAGGUCAAAACAGCUGAGAGAUGAAGAAGCUAAGAGACAUGUUUUAGAUACUCUUAAAGAAAGGGAACCAAGUGUAGAUGCUAAAGAAAGAGCCCCCUCUCCCCAUGGUAAACAGUUGGAAGUUGAUCCAAAACACAGUGUUCUUAAUCGUAUGGAUAUCUCCAAGGCCAGCAGUGGUUAUGGGACGGGGUCUGAUGAGGAGGAAAAAGAAGAAAUUGUUCCCAUCUUUUGCGGUAAACCAGCAGGUUGUCCAGAGAUUAAGUCUAUGAUGCGAGAUGUCUCCACUUCUGAAGGGAGGAAUGUGACCCUAGAGUGCACUGUUUCUUGUUCCCCAUCCCCCUCUGUCACUUGGUUUCGGGGAGACAAGGUUGUUUGGGACGGGGCCUCGUUUGAUCCGAUGUCUGGUAAGGCAACCCUGGCCCUUCACAACGUGAGGAAGGACCAGAUGGGGGAAUACAAGUGUGUGUUCAGUAACACCCUGGGGGAAGCCCAAACCAAGGCCAAACUUACCGUCGCAAGUGUAAGUGAUAGAGCACCGCGGUUCCUGUCCAGUCUGGUAGAUAUGACUGUGACGGAGGGCCACGCGGUGGGCCUAGAAUGCCAGGUGGUGGACGCCACACACGUAUCCUGGUACAAGGACGGAAUCAUUCAGAGGAAUUCAGCGGACUUCAGACAGACUUUUGAUGGAGACAAGGCCAAGCUAGAAAUUGGGGAAAUAUUCUUAGACGAUCAUGGAGAAUAUACAUGUGUGGCUAAAAAUGACAAAGGGGAGACAAAAACGUCCUGUAGGAUCAAGGUUAAAGAGAGUGAUGGAGAUGGGGAGGUGGCCCCACAGUUCCUCAGUCGACCCGAGAGUAAUAUCUACAGUUUCGGAGACCUGAUUCUCCUGGAGUGUGAUGUCAUAGGCUCCCCAACCCCCACCCUGACCUGGUACCGGGACGGCACCAAGCUCUCUCCCAAUACCCGUGUCAAGAUGUUGUACGAUGGGCGCGUGGCGCUCCUGAAGAUUUCACAGUCUGCCACCGAGGACAGCGGGAAGUACGAAGUGGUGGCCCAAAAUUCUUGUGGGAAAGUGUCCGUGGAUUGUUUGGUGGUUGUUAAAGCCAAAGAAGGUCCACCAGCGAUUCUCCAGGCUCUGAGUGACACGGCAGCCACCUGUGGUAAAUCCCUGACUCUUCAGUGUCAGAUAAAGGGCAGUCCAAUUCCUGUCAUUCUGUGGAGAAAGGAUGGACGCAUGAUAGGAAACACCUCCGACUUUAAACAGACCUACCAGAAUAACAUCGCCCUGUUGAAGAUUCAGGAAAUCAUGGAACAAGAUGGGGGUUGUUAUGAGUGUGUCGCCAGGAAUUCUUUUGGAGUUGUUUCCUCCAGUUGUACUAUAACAGUAGAACAAGGAGAGAAAAGUGAGAAGGGUUCCUCUGGCUAUGUCAGUAAGAAGACAGACUGGCUCGUCGGAAGGGGAGGAACUCAACCAGAGGAACUGACUCAGCAGAGAAAGUCGGCUAGCGUUCGUCGCAGUGAAAGUGUGCGCGUGACCUCUACCUCUAACCUGGCUCUCAAGCCGACCUUUGAACCCAUUGGUGCUAAGUCUCAGGAGAGACCCCAAACUCGCAAUACUACACACACAGUGCAAGAGACCAGCAAUAAAAAUCUCACCCAACAGCAAGAUGUCAGGUCAAUAAAUACUCCAGAUUCAGCAGUUACCAGGGACCUUAAAGAAAAAAAGUCACAAUCCCCCAGCAAUAUUAAGAUCACAAAGGUACCCUCUGAUGAGAUUUCUAGCAAUAACAUUUCUGAGAAGUCCACUUUGCAGCCUAAAUCUGAACUUCAGAAAUCACAUACUCAAGUCAUUUCACCAACUGAUUCACUGAAAGACUCACAGAAAAAGCAGGCAUCUGUUAAAGAUGAUAACACCAAAAAAGCGAAUGAUCCUCCCUGGAAGAACAUAUCCCUCAGGCGGACGGAAAGUGCUCGUGUGACAAAUAAUUACAGCCGAGAGAAACCUUUAACAUGGAAGAGAGAGGAGACAGAGAAAACUGAAAGGACAGUCCCCACCAUUGUGGUGGAAAACACAGACUCUAACGUGGAUAAGCCUAGUGGAUGGAGGCCCGUAGUAAUGGACACAAGUGUGGAAAAGCCGAAAGUGAACCUCCGCAGGUGUGAGAGUGCCAGGCACGAAAACAAAAGCAAUAUCGACAUCAUUUCUAAAUUUCUGACAAAUUCUCAGAACAAAGAGAAAAGGGACUUGAAUGACAAUAAGAUAAUAUCUGUUGAGACACCCCAGAAGGAUACCCCUGUGACCAAGUUAAAGACGGAGAGCACUGGACUCAAUAGAAGUCAGAGUAUGAGGAUGUUGUUUGAGAACUUGGAGGCUAAGAAGAACAGGACACCCGCGGCAGCACCAGUGAUGGCGUUACAGCGGAGGGAGCAGGGACUGAGACGGACCUCCAGCCUCAAGGUCCUACCCGGCGAGAUGGAGUCCUUCAGGGCAGAGCACAACGCAAAAGCAGAGCCAUCCAGAUUUUCCAACAAGCAGCCAGACACAUCUGUUACCAUGGCAUCCUAUGACACAAUAGAAGAUGAGGAGGAGUUACAUAAGUUGCUCAGCAAAUCUGAGAACUUUGAAGAGCGAAAGAAAAUCCGAGCCCGCAUGAAGGAGAUUAGAGAAAAGAAACAAAAGGAAUGGGAGGCCAAACGCUUACAGAGAGAGGCAGAGACAGAUUUUGUCAAAAAGAAGUUUGAACAGUCUGAAAAGGAAAAGGUACAGAGAUUGAAAACAUUUGAGAAAUCGGCGAAGGAAGUGUCGGCGGAGCGGGAGAGGAUCCUCCAGAAGGGAGAGGACCUGAUCAAGGACAAGCUGAAGCAUGCGGACGAGGACAAGAAGAGGCACCUCGAGACCUACGACAAACUGGCCAAGCAUGAGGACAAGAAAGUCACUGUCCAGAAAACCCCAGAUGGCGUAAUUCGGACCACAAUAAUCAAAGAUUCAAUAUUAACUCCUGUCGACUCUUCACAGUCUAACUCAGAAGAGGCUGCUACAUUCUUGACCAAUCAGCUGAUCAAUACGUUAUCCCCUGUAACCAGCGGUAACAUAACCAUCAGAACCGAAUCCUGGAACAGCCGAGACGGCGUUACAAACACAUCCGAGAAAUCACAGUCCUGGGGAGCCAAACCCGCAGGGGCACAAGGCGCCAAGGCCAUGUUCCAGAAGAUGGACAAUGCCGCUCCAAAACCAAAUAAUUUAGCUCCCGGGGGAGGAGGAGGGAGGGCCCUCGUACGAAGUCCUAGUGCUAUCAAACAAAUGUUACUGGACUGGACUAAAGCCAUGACGCAGGAGUACCAGAAUGUGGAGAUUACUAAUUUCUCAAGUAGCUGGAAUAAUGGUAUGGCUUUUUGUGCCUUGAUUCAUCACUACUACCCAGAAGCCUUUGAUUUCAGCACCCUGGAUCCAAACAAGAGAAGGCACAACUUCACUCUUGCCUUUGAUACAGCUGAGAAGUACGGAGAUAUAGCUCCUCUGUUAGACGUUGAUGACAUGGUUCGAAUGCAGAAGCCGGACUGGAAAUGUGUCUUUACCUACGUCCAAAGUCUCUAUCGUAAACUACACACGCACGAACGCAACAGAACAAUGGCCACGGUCGGCGAGUGACCGCAACACAUAGCAAUACAUUAACGCAAACUCUAUUGAAACUCAGACAUUUGAAAUAAAAUAUUUUUUUUAUUUUCAUGUUACUAGAAAUCCACACCUCACCCUUUACGUUGAUGCCAAGCUCAGUUUGUGUUCAGUUCCUAGGGCUCUGUCGUUAAUUUGUUUAUCUGUGUACAGGUCAUUCAACCUUUCGCAUGGAGUCCAACCAAGAUACUAAUAAGUCACACGUGCCAAUAUUUAUUUUUUUUUUAGAUGUAGCUGCGCCAAUAUUGUACAUAUAGUGAUUUACUAGGCUUUAUAGAUUUUAUUUUAUUUGUAUAUAACUGAUUUCUUUGUAACAUAAACUGUAACUAUUUUUGCAGCAUUAUAUGAAUAUUUUAAAUAGCAAUAAACUUUGAUAUUAUAAUUAGUGUUUUCGCAGUGAUAUAUUUGUUGGAAAUCCAAUGUUACAUAUUAAUGCAGAUAUUUAUGUGUGUGCAGCAAUAUACACUAUAUGUAUGUUAUUGUAGACUAAGAUGUUAAGUAUUGCGCAAAGGAUAAGAAAACUAUCCUAUCGCGCACUUUCUAUGUUAAUGUGUAGAGACAUAACUAAUCUGCCAAAGCUUUGUACAUGUUAAGAAAUACUUUAUACAGAUCAUUAAAUGAUGACUUAAAAAAUAAAAUAAAGUGAAAAGUGAAA
Molecule: messenger RNA, 7121 nt
Organism: Saccostrea cuccullata (small rock oyster)
Lineage: Eukaryota; Metazoa; Mollusca; Bivalvia; Ostreida; Ostreidae
Product: muscle M-line assembly protein unc-89-like
Exons: 23
Coding region: 674-6442 (1922 amino acids)
Biological process (GO): axon guidance; homophilic cell-cell adhesion; dendrite self-avoidance
Cellular component (GO): axon; plasma membrane
Molecular function (GO): cell-cell adhesion mediator activity
Source: RefSeq, a predicted model, not a curated record